AUGACUAGUGAAAAUCUUCAAGUUAAAAACAAUGGUUGGAUGUUUUUCUUAAUUGCUUUCACCACGUUGAGCUGUGGACUUGUAGAUGGAGGAAGGAUCUUGAAUUCAACAAUGAGAAAGGAUGAGAAGCAAAUCACGAUCAAGGGUGAUAAUGAUAUAAUUGACUGUGUUGAUAUAUAUAAACAACCAGCUUUUAGUCAUCCACUUCUUAAGAAUCACACUAUACAGAUGAAGCCUAGUUCAUAUCCUAAAGGAUUCAAAGAAGGAAGCAACACUGAUCUUUUACUAGAAUGGAAUAAGAAAGGACGUUGUCCUGAAGGAACAAUCCCAAUCAUAAGAACACAACACAAAGUUAGUCCAAAGAGGAGACAACACAAUAGUAACAUUCUUGGCUUUGAUGUUAAUACUAGCCAGUUAGAGUAUGCUCAAGUUUCUACGGAUUUGGGCACCUAUUUUGGAGCAUUUGCAAAAUUUUUGGUAUGGAAUCCAAAAACAGUUGCUAAAGAAUUUAGUUCAGCUCAAAUGUGGGUUGUAGCAGGAGAUGGCCCAAAUCUGAAUAGCCUUGAAGCUGGAUGGCAAGUUCAUUUUGGUGAAAAAUUUACAAGGCUGUUUAUUUCUUGGACGAGAGACAAUUACAAAGAAACAGGUUGCUACAAUCUUGAAUGUCCUGAUUUUGUACAAAUCAACAACAACAUCGCCUUGGGUUCUGCGCUAUUACCCGUUUCAGUCUAUGAUGGCAAUCAAUAUGAGAUAGAAAUAACUAUUUUCAAGGAUAUGCAAAACGGAAACUGGUGGCUGGUAGUGCAAGGUCAAAAACUAGGAUAUUGGCCUGCCUCCAUCUUAACAACUCUAGCUAACCAAGCGAACGUUAUACGAUGGGGAGGAAAAGUCUACAACACAGAAACAGAUGGUGAACAUACAUUUACUCAAAUGGGAACUGGGCAUUUUUCUUAUGAAGGCUAUGGUAAAGCUGGCCUGAUCCAUAAUCUGAAAUAUGUCGACAAUUCGGGUGCGCUAACAGAUCCUAAUAAGGUUAUACCUUUUGCAUCAAGGCCUUCUUGCUAUGAUGUUCAAUUAGGAGAAACUGGAAAGGAUGAUCAUGGAACUCACUUUUAUUAUGGGGGUCCUGGAUAUUCUGAAAUUUGUAUGAAAUAA
Molecule: messenger RNA, 1155 nt
Organism: Manihot esculenta (cassava)
Lineage: Eukaryota; Viridiplantae; Streptophyta; Magnoliopsida; Malpighiales; Euphorbiaceae
Exons: 7
Coding region: 1-1155 (384 amino acids)
Source: RefSeq, a predicted model, not a curated record